AUGAGUCGUGUAUUUACCUGGAUGCGGGUACGGUUCCUCAUUGGUUUGUUCCUUCUCAUAUCCUACCUCGUCGAGGCUGAUGAACACGAUCACAUAUACGAGAUCGAUGAGGAAGUAGUAUUAUGGAUGAACACGGUUGGUCCGUACAGUAACCGACAGGAGACGUACACGUACUUCUCUUUACCAUUCUGUCGAGGCCCGAAAGAAUCCAUUGGUCAUUAUCAUGAGACUAUGGGCGAAUCUCUGCUUGGUAUCGAACUCGACUUUUCGGGACUGGACAUAAAGUUUAGAACCAAUACGAAGAAGACAGUAUAUUGCAAGAAGAAGUUAACUGCAGACGAAUACCAAACAUUCGUCUAUGCCAUCAAAAACAGUUAUUUCUACCAGAUGUACCUGGAUGACAUGCCAAUAUGGGGAAUGGUUGGUGAAGUAGAUGAUUCUCAAUCUCCUCCAACAUACAAACUUUACACGCACAAGCAACUGGACAUUGGAUAUGACGACAAGCAGGUUGUUGAUGUCAACUUAACUUCCGGUGGCCAUGUUGAAAUCCAUCCAGGUGUUGAAUUGGAGUUCUCUUAUGAGGUUAAAUGGGUGCAGUCUCCUAUCAAGUUCGCAGACAGAUUCGACAAAUAUCUAGAUCCAAGCUUCUUCCAACAUAGAAUCCACUGGUUCUCCAUUUUCAACAGUUUUAUGAUGGUUGUCUUCCUUGUUGGUUUGGUGUGGAUGAUCUUGGUGAGGACACUCCGCAAAGAUUACGCAAGAUAUCAGAAAGAGGACAACAUGGACGAUUUGGAUGCUGACUUGGGCGAUGAAUAUGGAUGGAAGCAAGUACACGGAGACGUUUUCCGAGCUCCAGCGAUGCCUCUGCUGUUUUCGAGUUGCAUCGGCGCCGGCUACCAUGUGUUUACAGUAGCGGUUAUAACAAUCGUGCUAGCCAUUGUCGGCGAAUUCUAUACAGAACGUGGCUCUUUACUUUCUGCCGCUAUCUUUGUUUACGCUGCCAGCUCACCGGUCAACGGAUAUGCUGGAGGCUCAAUGUACGCCCGAUUUGGGGGACGUCACUGGAUCCGACAGAUGGCACUCGGAGCCUUCCUCCUUCCUAGCUUGGUUUGCGGAGUUGCAUUCCUCAUCAACUUCAUCGCUAUCUACUACCACGCCUCGAGAGCUAUUCCAUUCACUGUGAUGCUUGCUGUCACUGCCAUCUGUCUCUUCGUCAUCCUUCCAUUGACCCUUGUUGGAACGGUAUUGGGUCGCAACAUGUCUGGUCAAGGAGAUUACCCGUGCAGGGUAAAUGCUGUACCUCGACCUAUUCCUGACAAAAAGUGGUUUGUGCAGCCAUGGUUGAUUGUACUCAUGGGAGGAGUCUUACCAUUUGGUAGCAUCUUUAUCGAGAUGUAUUUCAUCUUCACAUCAUUCUGGGCAUACAAGAUUUACUACGUGUACGGCUUCAUGCUUCUUGUCACUAUCAUUUUGGCAAUCGUCACCGUUUGCGUCACUAUAGUCUGCUGUUACUUCCUUCUGAAUGCUGAAGAUUACAGAUGGAGAUGGACGAGCUUUAUGGCAGGUUCCUCAACGGCACUUUACGUUUACCUCUACUCAAUCUACUACUUUUUCUUCAAAACAAAAAUGUAUGGCCUGUUCCAAACGGUAUUCUAUUUUGGUUAUAUGGGCAUCUUCUCCGCAGCACUUGGUCUCAUGACUGGAACGAUUGGCUACGUAGGCACUGCGAAAUUUGUUCGAAAAAUAUACUCAACUGUGAAGAUUGACUAGGACUUUGUUCUUCUGUAAUAUAUCUUCGCUGUUGUCCUUGUCUUCUUCUAUUUUUGUUUGGUUUGGUAGAGUGCAUGUCGUGCCAUGCACUUCCAUUGUCUUUAAUCCUUUUUUUUACUUCUGUUUCUCCUUCUCCCCUUUGCUUGUACGGUACCGCCUGUUUUUUGCAUAUAUCUGUUAUUAUGUCUUGUCCCCUUACGUUUUGUGUCCAUUGUCGAUGCAAUUUUGAGAGCGGUUUUUUUAGCGUUGCUAUGAGUUGCAACCUGAAAUGUGAUAUGAUUUACUAAUAACAUAUUAGUCUCAACACUACGUAUUUAACUGUUUUUUGGUGAAUGGACGAGUUUGUUUAGUCAAUAAAUUGUUUAUAUC
Messenger RNA from Cylicocyclus nassatus, 2139 nucleotides. The record is from the annotation of a GenBank genome assembly. Lineage: Eukaryota; Metazoa; Nematoda; Chromadorea; Rhabditida; Strongylidae.